GAGUGUAUAGAAGAGCGAGCAGUCACAAAACUUCAGUUGGAUAAUAUGGAUAUUACCAGGCGCCAUCUUUCGUUUACUAAUGAACAGGAAUCAACAACAGAACCAGCUGAAGAUGAUACAGUAAUAAUUUAUAAUCGUGUACCAAAAACUGGCAGUACUUCCUUCGCAGGCAUGGCCUAUGAUCUCUGCACACAAAAUAAAUUCCAUGUUCUUCAUUUAAAUACAAGUAAAAAUUCUCGGACACUGUCUCUGUCUGAUCAGAUGAGAUUUGCUGUAAAUAUUACUACAUGGUCCGAGAAGAAGCCGGCUUUAUAUCACGGACAUUUAGCUUUUCUAGAUUUCACGAGGUUUGGAAUAAUAAAAAAGCCCAUUUACAUAAACAUAGUUCGAGAUCCUUUAGACAGACUAGUUUCUUAUUACUAUUUUGUAAGAUAUGGAGACGAUUUCAGACCAUUUUUAAAACGUCGUAAAGCUGGAAACAGAGAGACCUUUGAUGAUUGUGUCAAGAGAUCUGGAGAUGAUUGUAGUGCAGAUAAUCUCUGGUUGCAGAUUCCAUUCUUCUGUGGUCAUGUGGCAGAGUGCUGGAUUCCAGGCAGUCAGUGGGCACUAGAACAAGCCAAGCAAAAUCUUAUUCAUCAUUAUCUGGUUGUGGGUGUAACAGAAGAACUGGGUGAUUUUAUAGCCAUAUUAGAAGCCACUUUACCUCGCUUCUUUAAAGGAGCUGUUCAGCUCUAUAAUUCUGGAAGGAAGUCUCACCUGAGAAAAACUACCAAGAAAAUCACACCAUUGCCUGAAACUGUGGACAAAAUCAGAGAAUCAAAAAUCUGGGCCAUGGAAAAUGAGUUUUAUGAAUUCGCAGUGGAGCAAUUCCACUUCCUUAAACAUCAGACAUUUGAUUUAGUGAAUGGAGAAUUUGUAGAAAAAGGAAACAGAUUUAUGUUUGAAAAGAUACGCCCAAGAUAGAAAAUGUGAAAAUUAAAAGACAGAUUUAUCCAAGAUUUAUCCACUCAAUGUUCAAACUCAAGGAAUAGUUAUUUUAGUCAAAGCCAAAAUGGCUACCAAUGCAGUAUGUAUCAAUGGUAUUUAUUGGUUGAUUUGGUACCUCAUAUAUAGUGUAUAAAAACCUUUUUAAUUAGUCAGGAAAAUUUAGUAGUUAAUAAUUAUGUGAUUGUAAUAUUGAUGAUGAUUGGUCAUCUAGAAAAAUUCACAUAAUUUUUAUUGGUCAGUUUUAUUGACUAUAUUUAAAACCAUGUGUGAUUGGUUUAGAAAUGAUUGAUGUUAUUAUAUAAUAAUGUCAAAUAUUGUUAUACAUAUACAUGCCAAAGACCUGUAACCUGUGAAAGAAGUUUAUGAAAAUAUAUCCAGAUUAUAUGACCAUUUACCAAAAUCUUUUGCAAAUACCAAUUUUGCUAAUUAACUUUCUCAAGAAAUCAGUCUUUCUUCUUAAUUUUACAAAAGAUUUUAAAAAUAACUUGAUGAAUUUUACUUUAUUUUUCUAGAAAUCAUAGAUCAUGCAAACCAUAUACUUUCCACUUCUACUGCAAUGGAUAUUGGCCAGACAAAAAAUUGUGAAUUGUCAAUAACUGAUUGAUUGAGACAUGAGUUCCCAUAAGUAAUCGCAUGGCAGUCAGUUGCCAUAUACAUUUACGCAAUUUUGUUAAUAUUCAUAUAAAUAAUUUCAAAGAGACAAAUUGGGCUGGAGUGAUCAAGACUAUAGGAAUGGUUGUACAUAUAAUUAUUUACUCAAAAUAAGUCCAGUUUUGGGUUGUGCAAAGAUUAAGUAAGUUAUUCAAAAGUGAAAUAGAAAUAAUUGCACAAUAAAAUGCAUGUUACUUCAGUAUCAUUUGUGGAACACAAGUCAUUUGAUUAUGAUAGUUCUGGUUCAUCUUCACUAUGAUUGGUAAUUUGAUUGGAUGCAGUCAGUGCUGUAUGAUUAUCAUUAUUCUAGUCAUCAGGUGGUACAUUGUUUCCACAUUUGAAAAUGUGAAGAUGGUCCUGCUUGUGAAAUAAACCUUCUGGAACAUUCUUUUUCAUAUCGAUUAACAUUUAUAUAAUUAGAUAAAAGUAUUAAGAAAUUAUUCUUCCAAGAAUUAUACAAUUACAUAUAUUUUGAGAAUGGUCCCUAGAAAAUUUUGUUUUUCAAAAAUAUCAGACUUUGUUUUGGUUUAUAAUACAAAAUAUUUUUGUCUGUAUGUGAAGUAGAUAAUUAGCAGAUUAUGUCUUUUUAAAAUUACAGAUACUGACACCAAGGUAACCUUUUAAAGAAUAAUACUUUAUAUGAAUAAAAAAGGAAAUAUAUAUUAUUAUUUUCGAACUACAAGCUUGUGAUGUAUAUAAAAUAAUGUAAAUAGACAGUGUAUGAAAGCGAUGUGCAUAUUUUAUUGGAUUAUAUUUAGUGUUGAUAUUGUAUUUAACUUGAAUCAUUGUAACUUUAAAUAUAUGAUUAAUUGAGAACUCAUGUGCUUCUGAUUGACAGAGAAAAUCCACUUAAAGUAGAUGAUGUUGGAAAAAUAGAUUUAUUUUUAGUAAUAAACAAAUGGUGUGUGCUAAUUAAAACUUUCGGAAAUAUCUUUUAUUAUGGAACUUUUAAUCCUUUUUAAAACUUAAUCUUUGCUUUGCAUAAAUGAAAAUUUUAAGGUAUAAUUGCUAUAUUAGCGAUAUUUUUAAUUUUGAUCUUGUUGAACUUUUAUGAAUUUUUUUGUGCUUUGACUUGAUGUGAUUUUUUUUUCACACAUGGAAAUGGAUGUUUUAAAUUUUUGAUGAUGAAGUGAAUUAUGUUUUGAAUUGUUAAAAUUGACAUAAAGAUGUAUAUAUUUAGUCAAGAGUAAAUGAACAGAUGGGUGAGUGCAUGGAAAUGUUUCAAAAUGACUGAAUGUGUAAGAAAUGAGUAAUUUGAAUGAAUGAUGUGAUACUCUUAAACCAAAGUUAAUGAUAUUUUCAUCUUUUUUUAAUUAUUAUUAUUUAAGUUGUCAUGUAAGUAUAUAUAUACAUAUAUUAUAUGAUGCGAGUAGUACAAAGAUAUGUCAAUUUAUGUAUAUAAAUAGUUCUGAUAUUUCACCUUUCUACUUUUGACCUAAAUUUAUUUUAGGGUAGCAUGUAAUCGCAACUGCAGGCUGAUUUUUUGAUCCAGAACAUACCUGAUCUGAUUGUGCAGUCUCUCCAACAAAGAAAUCAUACUGACUUCAAAUUCAUUUUUCCAAAGCAAAUUACCCAAAAUUAUGGUUCCUACAGACAUGAUUAAAAUUUGUAUAUAGCAGAUGGUGCUGCAAUAGACAUUAUAGUAAAUUAAACACAGGAAAUUGCAGUAUGGCGCACAACAACAUUUAUUAAGAAAAGUUCCCAGUUUUUUACCAGAAUCCUACUACUUGAAGCCUCUGCUUUGUGAAUGCAGUCUUGGACAAAAAUUGUUGAGUUAUUGAUUAUUAAAUUAAUAUUACUGCAAAAAAUAUCACACACAUAAUUCAGUGAAUAACUGCAAAAAUUAUCACACACAAGUUCAGUGAAUCUGAUAUGACAAAAAUGGCUUGCCGGCCAAAAGCUUUAAAUUGAUCGAUGUACAUGUAUUUUACACAUCUUUUUAGUGCUUGCCGGCCAAAAGCUUUAAAUUGAUCGAUGUACAUGUAUUUUACACAUCUUUUUAGUGCUGAACACUCAUUAAUUGUAUGUUUUAUGAUAUAAUGAUAUAAACUAAGCCUAAAAUCAAUUACAAUUAACCAAAUUAUAUGCCAUAUUAUGUUAAUUGACCACUGCAAACUUUCAAAUGAUUUUCAUUAAAACUGCAUUUAAAUGAAGUAUAAAAGUAACCAGGUAUUUAUAUCUGAUUAAGUUUAACAUCCAAAAUAAUAAUGAGCCUAUAUUUAGAAUAUGUACCUCAUUUGGUAGAUGGAUCGAUCAAAAUGGCAGAUAUGUUAUUGACGUAGGUCAGUCAAUUAUUCAAAAAGAGUGUUCUUGUUAGGCAGGUGUGAUUGUAAAUAUGGAUUCAAUAUCAAGAAUUCUUUUACCUUAAAAGAUAAUUGGCUUUUAAUUGUCUAGAAAUCAUUUGUAAAGCCCAGAAAGUAGUUGUUACUAGGGUCCUAUUUUUUAUACGCCCACAUUUUCAUGUGGACGUAUUAUGCCGUCGCCCCUGUCUGUCCGUCUACAAUUUGUUUGUGGACAAUCUACAGGUCACAAUUUUUAUCAGAUUUUGCUGAAACUUAAAAUAUAGGUCUAUCUCCCAGAGAUCUCGGUUCCUUUCGAUAUUGGCAUGUAUCGGACCAUAACUUCAUGGAUUAUAGCCCCUGAUUAUACAAAAAAUCCCAUUUUUAGCUUGUGGACACACAAGAGGCCACAUUUUUGAUCCGAUUCUGAUGAAACUUGAAAUUCAAGUUUAUAACUUAAAGAUCUUGGUACCUUUCGAUAUUCGCGCAUAUCCGAACAUAACUUCCUGGAUUAUAGCCCCUGCUUGUUAGAAAAAUCACAUUUUUAGCUUGCAGAUUCUCUAGAGGUCACAAUUUUUUUUCUGAUUUUAAAAACUGUUUAAAUGUAUCACCAUUCCACCAUAAUGAAGGUUGAAUUUCAAAUUUCGGGAAACUUGAAAUAAAACUGCCGAACAAAAUGGCCGCUCUUCUGUGUAAAAGUAUGCUUAAUAAGGAGGUUAUGAACCCUCUAGAGGUUAUAAUUUUUAUUCGAUUUUGAUGAAAAUUAAAACAUAUCUGUAUAUCCGAAAGAUCUCAGUCCCUUUUGAUAUUUGCGCAUUUCAGACCAUAACUAUCUGGAUUAUCGCGUUUGUUUUUAACUUGUUCUCUAUCCAUUUCUUGCAAAAUGUGGGCGUAUCCUGCCUGGCAGCCGCUGGUUAAACAUUUAAAAGGUUUAUAUGGAUGUGUUGUAGAAGUUUUACCUUUAUAUUUAUGACAGUUUCUUAGAACUUUUACAAUAAUGUUUAAUUGCUUAGCAUUACUUUAGUUUUCUUCCAUAUUAAUAUAGUAUGUACCAGGAAAUAUGAAGAGCCACAAGAAACAAUUUAUUUUAAAUUAUUUCACGCUCAGGGAUUGCCUGUUUUCUUAACCGGCUGUCAACUUAUUAUUUUCUUUAAAAUAAAGGGAGAUAGAAAAUGGCUGAUGGCUGAUAGAAAAUAUUAUACUGUGUAGAUAAUGCAUAUGGUUAUACUCUAUAGGGGUUAUGGUAAAUGCUCAGAUUUUGCAGCAAAAUGAUAUUUUAGUUAAAAUAAUUUAUUUUUCUUUGAAAGUUUUUGUUUGCAAUUAAUCCCAUAAAGUAUAGAUAUCAAAAAGGUUUUUUCAUGCUGUAUUCAACAAGUAGAUAUUAAUCUAUUCUAUUAUUUUCAUUUGUUUAUCAUUUUAUUAUGUGCAUUGCGAUAUUUGGUUUAUCUUUCCAAAGAUGUUCUGUUUUAUAUUCUAUGCUAUUCUUGAUCAUAAUAAACCUAAUUAAUAUUAGUGCUAAUUUGAUCCAAAAAUAAUCCUUACCUAAGAUAUAUAUAAUCUAGUCUGAAAUGAAAAAUAUUUGUAAAACACAUGACUAUUUCUCAUUAAAAAUAUUUCCUGUGUGUUACAUCUCAACAAGUCAAAUUUUUUAUGGUAUAUAUAUAUAUAUAUAUUAUGUGCUUAAGAUCACAAAGAUUGAUUUGUUGUAAAUGUCUAAUUGAUACUCCUUGUAUGUUAUUUCAUUUGAUUCAUUUAUGGAGCAUAAAACACCCAGUUGUGGCAAAAAGUAGAUAUGUUGUGGUGUAUUAUUUGUGAUGUACAUUUGUAAUAUUUCUAUGGUGAUAGGUUCAUUUGUCCACAAUAAAGACAAAAAUUAAAAAAUGCAAAUAAAAUUAAUUAUAUAUCUAA
Patella vulgata (common limpet) is the source of this 5825-nucleotide messenger RNA. Its product is annotated as heparan sulfate 2-O-sulfotransferase 1. Lineage: Eukaryota; Metazoa; Mollusca; Gastropoda; Patellidae. The coding region runs from base 46 to 963 and encodes 305 amino acids. Gene Ontology annotation, molecular function: heparan sulfate 2-sulfotransferase activity. Gene Ontology annotation, cellular component: membrane. The record is from RefSeq and is a predicted model, not a curated record. The transcript has 8 exons.